CUUUGACCCACUUUAUCCACCAGGAUGGAGGAGCCUCCCACAUGAAGCUGGGGCCAGGAAAUUGUGGUUGCCUAGCAAGUUUCACAUCCACGGUGCAAAGUUUGAAGACGUGUUGCUCGUCUGCUGUCUGUCUUUGCUGUAAACUACAAACGCACAGCAACUACUUUUAAAUACAUUUUCCCCGUCGAGGUCCAGGUGGCAACAUUGACGGUGCAAGAUGUCUGUCGCAGGAUUAAGGAAGCAAUUUUACAAAGCGAGUCAGCUGGUGAGUGAGAAGGUUGGAGGUGCAGAGGGAACCAAACUGGAUGAAGACUUCAAGGACCUCGAGAGGAGAGCAGAUGUUACCAGCAAAGCGGUGGUGGAAGUCAUCAAUAAAACAUCAGAGUACCUCCAGCCCAACCCGGCAACGAGAGCUAAGCUGUCCAUGCUCAACACAGUGUCCAAAAUGCGUGGGCAGGUCAAGAGUCCGGGCUACCCUCAGCCUGAGGGCCUCCUGGGGGAGUGCAUGACUAAGUAUGGACGGGAUAUGGGCGAGGACACCAACUUUGGUGGGGCUCUAACAGACAUUGGGGAGUCAAUGAAGAGGAUGGCCGAGAUCAAAGACUCUCUGGAUAUUGAUGUGAAGCAGAACUUUAUUGACCCACUGCAGGCCGUCGCUGAGAAGGAUAUCAAAGACAUUCAGUACCACCUGAAGAAGCUAGAGGGCCGCCGUCUGGACUAUGAUUAUAAGAAGAAACGUCAAGGGAAAAUCCAAGAUGACGAGAUCAGGCAGGCCCUGGAGAAGUUCCACGAGUCCAAAGAAAUGGCUGAAGGCUCCAUGUACAACCUGCUGGAAACAGAUGUGGAGCAGGUGAGUCAGCUGUCUUCUUUUGUGGAGUCUCUGCUGCAGUACCACAGACAGGCCACACAGGUCCUGGAGGAGCUUUCUGACAAACUGAGAGAAAGGGUGAAUGACGCUCAGUCUCGUCCAAGGCGCGAAUACACACCCAAACCCAGACCAUCCUAUGACUAUGGAGAGGUAGAAAACUCUAACGGAGGAUACUCACCAGCUGCAACAACCCCUCCAGCUUACUCUUCUGCACAAUAUCCAGGUCCAUCCUUCCAAAGAAACUCCAUCAAGAGCAGACGGCCUGAGCCAUGCUGUAAAGCACUGUAUGACUUUGAGCCAGAGAACGAAGGAGAGCUGGGCUUCCACGAGGGUGACAUCAUCACCUUGGUCAAUCAAAUCGAUGAGAACUGGUUCGAGGGAGCCAUUCGCGGAAAAUCGGGAUACUUCCCCAACAACUAUGUUGAAGUGGUGGUGCCUCUGCCACACUAAAAAACAGCAAGGCAAGAGGUGAACAGCACGAUGGAGAGGAUGAAAAGGGGGGAUGGUGGACGGUCAACUCUCAAUAACCAAAAUAUAUCUUUUCUUUAUUGCAAUUUAAGACUAAACCUAUCAAGACAGGAACCUAAUUUGUACCUAGGAGUUAUUUGAGUAAAGAGAUUUUUUUUUUAUACUGUCAGAUUAAAAGAUGGAUUUUUAAAAACAGUAAGGACAGGGGAAUGUUCAGUCAGAAAAAUGACAGUGUAAUAUUUUAGUAUUUACUUUCAUUCUCUAUGCACCUGUGCACUUUGUACACUACACAUCCAUCACAAGAACUGAUGAAGAAAGACCAAGAGAGAAUGACAUCUGUAAUGACAUGUCCAGCAGUAUCCACAAACACUAAGAAGUGCAACUAGUUUAUUCUUAUAUUCCAAACCUAUUUUAUAUUCACAAGAUGACCUUUCUUGCUCUGUGUAUUGUUCAUAUUGUUACUGCACACAUACAUGUAUACACAUGCAUUCUUCCAAGCACUGUUUUUUACACUCCCAGUUUUCACUUCUGUGCCUUCAGGCUUUAGUACUGUUGUCAGCAUGGACCAGUUAGAGUCAACGUGGAGGACUGGCUGCCUUCUGUCCAUGAGACUAUCCUCCACUGCCAUCUGGUGGUCAUCUAGAGAUCAUUCUUAGCUAUUAUACGGCCUUUAUUAUCUCUCACCAAAUCCACGUUGGUUGGCUUGUCUUAUGUUUAGGUGUGGAUUCGUUUUUUCUUCCUAAUAUAGAUGUAUAAAACUUAAAAAAUGGCUGGUGCCAGUCAGCAUGUUUACAUUGACUGGCAGCUGUAUUAAAUGUUUUUUCAUUCUUACACCACUGCUGAUCAGAGAAACUGGCAGUUUUACAAACGGCAGUUCAUUGGAUACCAAAACAGUUGUUUUAUAGUUGAGUCUAAAGAAUUGGAGGGCGUCCAUAAAUGUGCUUAGUUUUAUAACCUUUAUCACACUAUUUGUUGCUACGUUGUCAAUUAUUUAAUUUACAGAUAGCCCUUCCAAUGUUUCUCACUACACUCCUCUUAGAGCUGAUUCCCACAUUGGACGAGACUGACGUUUGUCAUUAAAAGAAAACCUAUUUCAUACAGCCAGAUGUGGGCAAAUCUGCAACAUGAAGUUAAAUGUUUUUAGCGAAAAUGUUUACUUCACAUUUUAAA
Messenger RNA from Sander lucioperca (pikeperch), 2506 nucleotides. RefSeq names its product endophilin-A2-like. The coding region runs from base 218 to 1318 and encodes 366 amino acids. Gene Ontology annotation, molecular function: protein binding. The record is from RefSeq and is a predicted model, not a curated record. Gene Ontology annotation, biological process: synaptic vesicle uncoating. NCBI's taxonomy places the organism in Eukaryota, Metazoa, Chordata, Actinopteri, Perciformes, Percidae. Gene Ontology annotation, cellular component: presynapse; glutamatergic synapse; cytoplasm. The transcript has 9 exons.